This is a messenger RNA of Opisthorchis viverrini, 2298 nucleotides long. RefSeq lists its product as hypothetical. Bases 1 to 2298 code for a protein of 765 amino acids. The transcript has 14 exons. Gene Ontology annotation, biological process: protein phosphorylation. The record is from RefSeq and is a predicted model, not a curated record. Gene Ontology annotation, molecular function: protein serine/threonine kinase activity; ATP binding. NCBI's taxonomy places the organism in Eukaryota, Metazoa, Platyhelminthes, Trematoda, Opisthorchiida, Opisthorchiidae.
AUGUCAGAAAGCACCUCGGUUGUCCCACACCUCAGUUCCUUAGAAUCCCCAGUUCAAUGGCCGAUGACGAAAAGUUCAUACGAUUUUGGAAAAUCAAUCGGUCAGGGUGCGACUUCAACUGUUUUUGAGGCUUCUUGUCCUGUUAAUGGGAGGAAAUGUGCAAUAAAAAUCAUCAACCUAGAAAAAUGUUCUACCUCCGCAUCAUUAGAGGAGAUAAACCGGGAAAUUAAGUCGAUGAAAAAUAUGAAGAACGAAAAUAUUGUGGCUUAUUACGCCUCGUUCGUUGAUCAGACUGAACUUUGCAUCGUAAUGGAUCUUUGUCAAAGAGGCUCGUUACUGGAUGUUAUCAAGUAUACCCAGAGCAAGCGAGAUAUCUCUUACGGAGUGUUCGAUGAGAACACGAUUGCUACAAUUCUGCGAGACGUUCUUCGGGGCUUGGCCUACAUCCACGAGAACGGGUUGGUGCAUCGGGAUCUGAAAUGUGGUAAUUUGCUGGUCAAAGACGACGGGGUGAUUCAGAUAGCCGACUUCGGUGUUGCCGGAUUUCUGGCCACUCAGCCGUUGACUGCCACAGACAGCGUGGACCUGAGACGCUUCACGUUUGUUGGUACUCCGUGCUGGAUGGCCCCGGAGGUGAUGCAGCAGGCACGGGGCUACAAUCAGAAGGCAGAUAUUUGGUCUCUCGGCAUUACUACCAUUGAGAUGGCCACAGGGCAAGCUCCCUAUGCAAAAUACGCACCAAUGAAGGUUCUCAUGCUAACGCUGCAGAACGACCCACCUGACAUCGACACCGUCGCCACGGUGAGCAAUCAGUACAUCAAUUACGGUCAAAAGUUUCGCAAAUUUACCCGCGCUUGUUUGAUGAAAGACCCGGGACAACGGUUGUCGGCACGCGAACUCCUGAGUCACACAUACAUUAAGGCAAAAGCAAAGGACCGAGAGCUGUUGUGUCGAGUUAUGCUUGGGGGUGAAAUACCCCCACCAAUCUCGCGAACCAACAAACACGCGGAUGAUCGGUCUGAGAAACGUGGUCCGAAGACGAACAGUACGGAAUGGAAUUUCGACACAAUCGUUCGUGCCUCACAAAGUGGUCCAGAUAGUGAGGAGGACAGCGAUGAACCUGAAUAUGGUACUGAACACGCUGGUGGACAUCGCUUUCACCACUUGGGUGCAGCGCAAGAUCCGAUGGUCGAUACUGUGAUAGCUGGUUCCCCGCCCGUCGGUGGCACUUUGGGUCAUGUGGGUGCGGCUAUGAUGCCACCAGCAGCAACUGGGUUGAUCGAUCCGAAUGUGUGCGGAACAUCCGUUGUUUCCGGCUAUGGAUCUUUGCCCCCCGCCCCUGCUUGUACCCCUGUGUCUCCGGACGGUAAUGUUAGUAGGAUGCCUGGCGAAUUUGCCGAGGCCAUGGCUUCAACAUACGGCACAGGAGCUUGUCAGUCAGCGGGUUCUGAAGAUGCCGGUGCCGGUCCUAGCUACCGCAUAACUCUUCGAAAACGCAACCCCAAACAAAACAAUGAACUUCAAGAUAUUAGUUUUAACUACGUUCCUGGCAAAGAUUCCGCAGACGUAUUGGCACGCGAACUAGUCGAAGCAGAUCUGCUUGAUGGUUGCGAUCUGUUACUCGCUGUAACACCCCUUCGGUACCCAGCUCUCAUGCCACCCAAAGGAAGCACGAGGGAUGGGAUACUGCCAGGUUACCUAAGCCUAGACAGUAGAAGUCAAUGUGGAGAGAUCGGGGUCGAACCGCAGACCUUCCGGUCAGUAACCAAUGAGCCGUCUCGCCCCGAUUACCUUGCGUCUCGAAAUCAAUCUUCGAGUCUCGACACCGUCUAUCUGGCUGCUUUCAAUGUUCGCACUCUGAAACAAGAAGCACAACAAGAUGCUCUCGCACUCACACUAGACCCACUUGACUUUGAUGUGUCCUGUGUCUCAGAAACAUGCAUUCAAAAUGCAAGCUACACCGCCCUCAUUAUUAUCCACUCGCUUUCAGCUUCGAACCUCAGGCUGCUGCGGCAGGUUAUGCAGGACGUAUGGCGCGAACGAAUAGCAACUCAGAGGCUGGCAUUUCCAGAUGUUGAGCGAGUUUACCACAAUUGUGUUCUGGAUUCCCCAACUGCCCCAUCUUCAGAUGUGAAUCCGUGCUUGAACGAGAUCGCAACUUUCUUGCACAGUGCUGUGAGUUCUGCCUGUGGCGCGGCAUUACUAGGCCGACUCAAGCACUGGAUAUCAGACCGGAAAGUGGCACAGCUCAAAUCUCUGAGAAAUAUCCCGACUGGUCCAGAACAUAAUUUGGCCUGA